This is a messenger RNA of Erpetoichthys calabaricus (reedfish), 1331 nucleotides long. RefSeq lists its product as uncharacterized. The record is from RefSeq and is a predicted model, not a curated record. The coding region runs from base 205 to 876 and encodes 223 amino acids. The transcript has 5 exons. Lineage: Eukaryota; Metazoa; Chordata; Cladistia; Polypteriformes; Polypteridae.
ACUAACACUUGCUUUUCGCUUACAACUGAGCCAUUAUACAGGACAUCAACUCCCUCUAACAUCUCAAAAAAGACUUCGUCAGCUCAGAAACUUAUAAAUAGACAUAGUUCUUUACUCAGAUCAUAGCCGAAAUUAAUUUCCUACCACUCACUUUCAUGAAGAAAUAUUUUCUUUAGUCAGAUAUUUUGUAAAUUUGAUUUCAAGAUGAAUAUGCCCUUCUUUUUUGUAAUAUUUUGUUUCUGCCUUCAUUUGGAAAUGGGUUUUGUCUUACUUUCCACUGAAAACCCCACUGUGGAAAAAGAUAAUUCAUCAAUAAUCCAUGUCUUACAGAUGACAAUGUCCAGCUGCAAAGAGGAGCAAACUGAACAUGUCAAAGAAAUUCUGCUUGAAGCUUUAAACAUCAGGUGUGCUCCCGACGUCGAUCAUGAAGACAUGAGCAUGGUGAGGGAUUACAUUAGGGAGGGCCUCAAUAACCUUCUCAAUAUGACCAGCGUGUUGCCUAUUAAAGGAAAAAAUGAAACAGAACAACCACAUAAGAAUAACACAGAAACGUUUGAAAUGCAGCGGAUUCAAGAAGGACUUCAUUGCUGUCAAAUCAUGGCUGAUGUCUCCAUUACAGAUCUUGGCUGGGCUUCAUGGAUUAUUUACCCUGAAAAGUUUACAUAUGCAAAAUGUGUGACUUGUGAAGACCUUAAGGGAGGGACAACAAAGAAAUGCAAAGUUUAUGGAAAACAAUACUCUUCAAAGAUCAGUUGCUGCACUUCGGUGACUGAGUGGAUCCCGUUCAUUUACGUGAAUGACAACUAUUCCUUGGGUAUCACCACUGUGCCCAUACCAAAGCAGUGUGGCUGCACCAGACAUGAAGAAGCUGACUGAAGGGAGUUAUUUAAAGCAUGUUUUUAUUAUUCAGUAUCUAAUGCAGAUUUUCAACAAUGCUAAUAGAGUGCAGUUAAAUCUAAAAUUAAAAAUAUUUUGGAUUUGUUUGUGGCUCAGAACCUUGUCAAAGAAAUUUUCAAAUGCUCACUGUGCUGACGUCACGUUUUAAAACAAUCAACACAUGUUACUACUAUCUUUAAAUCAUCGGUAUAUUUGCAAAUAUAACACUAUAGCAUGCAUUUUACAUGCAUUGUUUAACUUGCUUAACUAUAACUACAGUAUCUAUAAACCUAAAAAGAGAAGCAAUCCUUGAUGGCUUCCAUACUCAUUCUUCCAUUUUCCUGGAUUUCUUUCUGCUUUCAAAAAUACUUGACAAGGUUGAAUUAUUCUUUUUUUUCAAUAUUAGACCAUAUUGGAGAUAGUGUAUUUUUAAAAUACGAGAGCUGUGUCGGCCG